UCCUUCUGCUGCAACUAAAUUCUCAUAAUUAGAUAUGCAGAUGAUGUCUGGAGAUGGGCUUUCAAUUCCCACUUCCAUCAGAGGUUUUUCUCAUCAAGAAACCAUUAAUCCAAACCCUAAUAAUAACCUUCCCCCUAAUCCCACUCCAGUUGUGAAGAAAAAGAGGAAUCUCCCAGGAACGCCAGAUCCAGAUGCAGAAGUGAUAGCUAUAUCACCCAAAACUCUUAUGGCCACAAACAGAUUUGUGUGUGAAAUCUGCAAUAAAGGAUUCCAGAGAGACCAGAAUUUACAGCUUCACCGGAGAGGUCAUAACCUACCAUGGAAGCUCCGGCAGAGAACAAGCAAAGAAAUUCGGAAAAGGGUUUACAUAUGCCCCGAGAAAAGCUGCGUGCAUCACGAUCCAUCAAGAGCACUUGGAGAUCUCACUGGUAUCAAGAAACAUUUCAGCAGAAAACAUGGCGAGAAGAAAUGGAAAUGUGAGAAAUGUUCCAAGAAAUACGCUGUUCAAUCUGAUUGGAAAGCUCAUACUAAAACUUGUGGAACUCGAGAGUAUAAAUGUGACUGCGGAACACUCUUCUCUAGGAAGGAUAGUUUCAUAACCCACAGAGCCUUCUGUGAUGCUCUAGCAGAAGAGAGUGUGAGGUUUACUUCAGUUGCAGAGGUUCCACGCGAAAGCAAUUAUCCCACAUCGGAUGUGAUUAGCUCGAUGUCAAUCAACAAUACUACUCAGAGCAUGAGUCUGCCUCAUGGGUUUGGCAGCAGAGGAAGAGGAGGAGAAGCAGAUGGUAAUGGAAUCCCUCAAUUGAACCAGACUUUAUUCACUAAUAACACUCUUGAUCCAUCAAACCAUCAUCAUCAAAAGCCCAGGUUGUCACUUUGGUUGGAUCAUCAACAUCAUCAGGCCAUGAACCCCAUAGAUGUGGCUGCGGCUGCGAAUUCGAAUGCUUUCUUGACACCAAGCUCCACUAGCUUGCCUGAAUUGGUUCAAAUGGCAUCCACUAAUCUCUUCAGCCCAUCAUCUUCAAUGAUGGAUUAUGGUGGAUGCAUACAGCCUCAGCCUCAGAUGCAGCAGUGGCUAGGCCGGCCUUCGACCGGUGCCAUGGCGGCACCGGCGGCCAGUCUUUCUUUAUCCACAUCUCCAAGAGGAUUAAAGGAAGAAGGUCACAACAAUGUCAACAACCACAAAGGACCUUUAGUUGAAAGCUUAGCUUCUUUGUAUUCAUCUACCACCUCUACAAAUCAAUCCAGUUCAUCAGCUCCAAUGUCAGCCACCGCCCUUUUACAGAAGGCAGCCCAAAUGGGAUCCACAAGGAGCAAUAUCAACAGUAAUGGCGACGGCAACGGUAACAAUCCCAAUAACCCUUCAUUCCUUGGUGGGUUUGGAGUCCUCAGCUCUUCAAUGAGUGAUCUGAUGCAUUCUCAUUCGAUAUCGAAUGAGCAAAUGCAAAUCAAGUAG
Telopea speciosissima is the source of this 1456-nucleotide messenger RNA. Its product is annotated as zinc finger protein JACKDAW-like. NCBI's taxonomy places the organism in Eukaryota, Viridiplantae, Streptophyta, Magnoliopsida, Proteales, Proteaceae. Gene Ontology annotation, molecular function: DNA-binding transcription factor activity. Gene Ontology annotation, cellular component: nucleus. The record is from RefSeq and is a predicted model, not a curated record. The transcript has 4 exons. The coding region runs from base 35 to 1456 and encodes 473 amino acids.